GCGCAUGUGCAAAUCCUCGCAGGCAAGCGGAUCUUAGAAACGGCCGCUCGGGACUAAAGACCCAGCUUGCAUCGCAGUCUCGCGAGGACUACCGCUCUCAGCAUGCAACGCUCCAUUUUCAUCUCCAUGGAGACUAAAGAGUUCUAACCUGCUGCGCCGCCGGGCCAGGGGAUAAUCGGAGCGGUGCACGCUGGGAAUCGUAGUCCACGUGGCUCGGAGUACUCCCGCUGGCCGGGCAGGGGCUGCUGCCGCGGCGGAGAGCGGGGCUCGGCGUGGGCUUCCCCGGGGCCGAGGGAGGGACUUGGCCACGCUCAGGCUGCAGCCUAACAUCUGCUCCCAGCCGCCCGCCCUGCAGGCCGCAGCACCGGGCACAGUGAGUCCCGUGCGUGAGGUGGGUAGGGCUGGGCUGGAGCCUUCUUCGCCGCCCUGCCCCUGCCGCUGCCCCGCGAUGUGACGGCCGGACCGCCGGGCCUUUCAGCUGCGCCCAGGGCCCUCCGCUGGGGUGUGGGACGAUUGGGGUUGGGAAACUCCGCUGUCCACUCAGGCGCAGGACCCGUCUUCUGGCGCGUGUGGCAGUGGGGCUCGCCCCUCGGUACUCGCACACAGUAAACUUCCGUGCGGAAAAGCCACCCGAGCAUUUGCGGUUGCAGAGACCCCUUUGGAAAUCUUAAACAUAGUUUGCAAACCUCCUCGGGGGCCAUGGACCAGCCGUUGAAAACCACGGGUCUACACUGGGGCAGUGAUGUGUGCCCAAUCCCGCAGGCAGAGGGCUCCAGUGCCAGCCACUGCUGCUGGAUAGCUCUGCCCACCAGCAAGGCAAACAAUGGUUCGUAGCGGAAAGAAUGGUGGGCUCCAUCUGAAACAAAUCUCCUAUUACAAACGAACAGGAGAAUAUCAUCCAACUACGUUAGCAAGUGAGAGAAGUGGAAUAAGAAGAGCAGCCAAAAAAUUUGUUUUCAAAGAAAAUAAGUUGUUCUAUGUGGGAAAAGACAGGAAACAGAUGCGUUUGGUAAUUGUUUCAGAUGAGGAGAAGAAGAGAGUGCUGCACAAAUGUCAUGAAAGUGCUGCAGGUGCUCAUCAUGGCAUAUCGAGGACUCUGACUCUGGUGGAGUCUAGUUAUUACUGGACUUCCAUAACAAAUGACGUCAAACAGUGGGUGUAUGCUUGCCAGCAUUGCCAGGUGGCAAAGAAUACAGCCAUUAUAGUACCCAAAUUACACCCUAUCAAAGCAGAGGAUCCAUGGACUGCAGUCGCAAUAGACCUAAUGGGACCUUUUAAUACCACGAGCAGAAACCAUAUGUAUGUCAUAAUGAUGACCGACUUGUUCACAAAAUGGGUGGUGGUUCUGCCACUACAAGACACUUCAGCGGUAGAAAUUGCUAAGGCAAUUGUCAGUGUGUUUUUCUUGUAUGGACCGCUUAAAAAAAUGGUUAUUGAUCAAGCAGAAGAGUUUGUUCAUCAGAUCAACAGAGAACUGUUUGAGCUCUUUGGAAUGAAACAAAUAGUAUUGUCCUAUCCUCAGACAGAUGACACAAAUGAAAGAACGUGCAAGACAAUCAAAACUUUCCUGAACAAAUACUGUGCCGACCACCCCAAUGACUGGGAUGAUAAUUUAUCUGCCAUUGCAUAUGCUUUUAACUUGACUCCCAUGGAGCCAGUCCAAAACACACCAUAUUUCAAAAUGUUUAAUCGUAACCCUUAUGUGUCCGAGACUUCAAAUGUACUGCAGGAAGCACAAGAGGAUAAUAAAUGUAUGUUUGCCAAAAUCCUUGAAGCAAUUAAACAGGCUGAUCGAGUAUUGGAGGAAAGGAAAGCUACAAAAUGCCAGAUUGUGAAAAAUAGGAUUGAUGAACAGCAAACUGGAAACAAGGUCAAUAUUAAAAGGAAACCAAAGCAAGUAAAUCCAUUUCAUCUUAAAGUUGGACAUGAAGUACUUAGACAAAGGAAAAACUGGUGGAAAGAUGGCCGUUUCCAGUCAGAGUGGGUUGGUCCCUGUAUUAUAGACUACAUCACAGAUAAUGGAUGUGCAAUACUAAGAGAUACCACAGGAUCCAGACUAAAAAGACCCAUCAAAAUGUCUCACCUUAAGCCAUACAUAAGAAGAUCCAAAGGACAAGACAACCAUUAUCUCUUACAAGGUACAAUAGUGGUUGACCAUGACUACAUUGGCUUAUCGGAAAGUUCGUAUGGGCCAUGCCUACAAAACACCAUUGUCGAAGGGGAAGUAAAUACCCUUGCAGCAAACAAUCUGCUUCCUCCACCCUGCAAAGACAGUGAACCAUCAGAAUGUAAAAGUCAGUCUGUGUUUAUCGAAGAUCAUAGCAUUCUGCCAGCUAAUUCAAAUCCAGAGCAAUGGUCUUCAACCUGCUGGACUCUUCAAACCAAGAUAGAGGAUACUUAAGUAAAUAAAACCCCACAAUGUUUCGCUAGAAGAAAUGGUCCUCAACUUCUCUGGUGGAAUAGAAAGGGCUCUAGUAGCUUUCAAUUCCUUAGCCAAGUUUUAAAUAUGGAAUGUUAGAUACUUGUAUUUACAACUGUAUAUGUUUGGGAAUAAUAGUACAUGUCUGGUAAUUAGUUUGUAUAUAUGCACUGACAUGCUUAUGAUUGUUUUACAAGGAAUAUGGGAAUAGUUUAGUUUAGUAAAAGCACAUUACACCACUAUACAAUGGGACUUAACUCUAAUCGGCAGUGUGAUUAUAGACUAACAGUAUGGUCUUAUCCACAGCGCGUUAGUCCUUAACCACAAAAGUACAGCAUAGCAUUCAUUUUAUGGCAUCUUCACUAGUCCUGUGGGUGGCUCAAGAGCUCUGAGAACUCUAGGACUGUAAGAUGAACAACGUGACCACAGUCUGCCUCCAGCUCCAGGAAGGCGAGGUGGUUCACACUCUCCUACAAUUCUACAACUUUGUUUCCAGCUCUUUGGGAAAGUCAUGAGCUCUGCCUUUUAUACCUUCUAUUCUUCAUUGCUGGCGCAAGCCUCUACAACCACAUGAAACAGCAGAGCUGCCAAAGUGCAGUGCAAGAACCGGUCUGCUUGAGAAACAAACAGCCCUACAGCAACAUGGGCAGAAUUUCACCAGUUUUACUCCCAGCCCAUCAAAACACUGUUAGAGAAAGGAGGUUUUUAAGAGUCUGUUAGGCAUGUUGAGGCUGCGUAAAGCACAUACAGGGGCUGUCUCUGCUUAUCUCCAUAUCAUCUUCAAAGCAAAUCUCAGAGAUGUAGCCUCCUUGCAGCAUGAGGACCACACCAAUUGAUUUGUGUAGGUGCUUAGGACUGCCUGGCUGGAUGCUCAGUCUGUCCCCGUCAUUGGUGAUUUUUAUCAUGCCAUCAAAGAUUUUGGCACUAAUGUGAUUGACCUGUAGUGACAGUCCUUGGUAAAUGUGUUGUGUGAUUCACUGAUCUUCCAGCUCUGAA
This is a messenger RNA of Dermochelys coriacea (leatherback sea turtle), 3415 nucleotides long. It is a transcript of the gene GIN1, whose product is annotated as gypsy retrotransposon integrase 1. Bases 824 to 2401 code for a protein of 525 amino acids. Gene Ontology annotation, molecular function: nucleic acid binding. NCBI's taxonomy places the organism in Eukaryota, Metazoa, Chordata, Testudines, Dermochelyidae. Gene Ontology annotation, biological process: DNA integration. The record is from RefSeq and is a predicted model, not a curated record. The transcript is spliced from 8 exons.